Messenger RNA from Oncorhynchus kisutch (coho salmon), 1293 nucleotides. RefSeq lists its product as uncharacterized. Bases 176 to 1105 code for a protein of 309 amino acids. Lineage: Eukaryota; Metazoa; Chordata; Actinopteri; Salmoniformes; Salmonidae. The record is from RefSeq and is a predicted model, not a curated record. The transcript has 2 exons.
ACCCACCUUCCUUCCUUCCCUCCCUGUUCUGUUCUUUUUUCUCUCUCUCUCUCUCUCUAACUGAUUUUUGUACACAUCUGCAAGAGCCCCCGCUCUUUCAAUCUUUUCUCUCCGUCUCAUUCAGUUGUAUUUCUCUGUCAUCUUCAGAACCGAUCGAUCACAUUGAUCAGUCACAAUGAAGGCCAAUAUCACCCUGGCGCUGAGCAUGCUCUCUCUGGUCUUCUUGAUCUUCGUCCAUGAAGCCACGCCUGCCUCAAAUGUAACUUCCAACGAGAACACACAAACUGAAAAGACGAGCACGAGAGGUGGACUUUUAAAUGAUACCAGGAACUCCACUGACCAAUCCACACCUGAGAAGCAUGACAGAGGAAUGCAUGGUAAUCAUUCUGGCAUGACAAUAGCCCCCCCGAAUGGUACACCCACAUCCACAGAGAAUCAGACAUCUGCAACAUCAGGAAACACAACCCAGCAGACUGAAAAGACCACACCCCCCCCACUCACUAAACAGACAAUCCCUACGUCUCUUUCCAAGACCUCCCCCAGCACCUCAACCACUCCAUCCCGUAAUAAACCCUCACCUGCUCCGUUAAAUACGGGGUUCAUCGUGGUCCUGGUCAUCAUUCUUCUCCUAGCGAUUACCGUGCUGUGCUUCUACAAGUGGAACAGCCGCCACUCAGGCCAGGAUGGCUCCGCCCCUCGGCUGUUAUUGGGCGUCAGGGAGCGCAUGAGGGGCAGGGUUAGAAGCCUGGAGGAUUGGCUGGGGCUCAGCCUCUGGCCCGGGAAGAGAGUGGCGGAGGGGGACGAGGAGGAGGGAGAGGGGGGGAAGAGUGGAGAUGGAGAGGCUGCUGCAGGAGCGAGAGGGGGACAGGAUGAAGGAGAUUCCUCAGACGACUACUCCAGUUUAGACGGGAUUGACCUAAGCGAGAGAGCCAAGAACCUAGAGGAUGAUGAGAAGAAGGAGGCGUUGAAGAGGAAGAGUGGGAGCGAGGGAGGCCAGUAUAACAUGAAAGGAGAGAGGACUGAUGGAAGGAAGGAGAGUGGUGAAGAAGAGCGAACAGGGGAAAACUCCGGUGAGGGAGAUACUUGUGACCUCACAGCACUGUAAGGAAAGAGGGAGGAAGGGGUUAAGAGUGGGAUAAAAUAACAUUUUUGAAGAUGUUAAUUUUGUGACUCAAUUCACUCUUCCUAUGGAGUAUAUUUUUCAUUUAAGCGUGUCAAUGUUAAUUUCAGCCAAAUAUAGUUCUCUUUGGUAAUCCCUGUUACAUUUGUGUUUUAAUAAACUGACUAAUAGAU